AGAUCAAAAGAUUACUCAAAAAGAAUAUUCCGAUUUUUCAACUGUGUCUUUGGUUUACGGGCAUUACAUCGUACACAGCCGGACUCGAACAUCACUUUAUUUCCGUAGAAAUAUCAUGGCCACAUGUUCUAGCC
Cetraspora pellucida is the source of this 134-nucleotide messenger RNA. Lineage: Eukaryota; Fungi; Glomeromycota; Glomeromycetes; Diversisporales; Gigasporaceae. The record is from the annotation of a GenBank genome assembly.